AUGAAUCUAUCUCAGAUCGAGAAUUUAAUUGAAGACAGCGUGCAGGCUGACGUCGACCUCAAUUGUGCUCAUUAUGAAACGUACACUCUUGCUCGGUUCGUGCUCAUAUCCGUGGCUACCGUAAUCGCUGCUCUGGGAACUGUGGGAAACAUCAUACUGGCUUAUGUAUUUUCAGCGAAACAUAAUUCGAACACACCUGCUACUUUAUAUCCAUCGGUUCUCGCAUGUCUCGAUUUUGCAAUUUGCCUCGAAUACAUCCUGAUGUUCGGUGUUGACGCCAUCGUUAGUUAUCUUCAAAUUGAGAGUUUAUUCAUCCUCUACUAUUUCUACAUCAUUCCCACAUAUGUGGUCGCCAGAAUAACGCAGCUCGCAAUUCCUUAUAUGCUCAUUUUCGCGACACUUGAACGAUUAUUUUGGACAUCGAAAAAGAAGAAUCCAGUUCUGAAGGCGUUCCAUUCGACGACGGGCCGUCAUGUCACCGUCAUCGUCUCGCUCAUCUGCUGUUGCGUUCUUCGUCUUCCGACGGCAUUCGCAAUAAUGGUCGAGGAAUACCCGAAAUGUCCCGACUUUUUCCGAACGAUGACCACAAAUCCAAGGGAGUGGGUUCUCAAUAGCGAAGUCUAUCGGAUAUUCGAUUUUCACGUGAUGACGAUUGCUCAAACAAUGGUCCCAUUUGUGCUUCUCGUUGUUCUGAAUUUGGUAAUUGUGAAGAGGAUGUGCUCGGAUAGUCUUCAAAAAGAAAAAGAGAAGGAGAAAGAGAAAGAGCCGCAGACUUCUGAAGUUUGCUAUCAAGAAGAUCGACUGCUAACGAAACAAGUGGCGGUUCACAAAUCUUCAACAACCAUCGGGCUUUCGCUACAGCCAUUGAAGAGCAUGUCUCCGGCUGUGCGAAGCGCUGUGUUCACAAUGGGAGCCAUCGUCACUUCCUAUUUGAUUUCCAAUGUUCUCCAUCUGAUUCUGACGGUUCUCGAAAGAUCCGAUCAUCGAAUUCUGAAGUCCGACGAGGAUCCGCUGCUGUCUUCAGCGUUUCACACAUUCUUUUCGGACGCUGUUUCAUUCACCUACAUGUUCACCUCAGCUAUUCGAAUACUCAUUUAUUAUGCAUGUAAUCCAAAGAUUCGAAACGAUUUAAUCGAUUUUUUCGCCAAUCGCAAAAAUGCCGUGUACUUAUGA
Messenger RNA from Caenorhabditis bovis, 1173 nucleotides. The record is from the annotation of a GenBank genome assembly. NCBI's taxonomy places the organism in Eukaryota, Metazoa, Nematoda, Chromadorea, Rhabditida, Rhabditidae.